Messenger RNA from Colletotrichum orchidophilum, 1131 nucleotides. Its product is annotated as pirin. The record is from RefSeq and is a predicted model, not a curated record. Bases 1 to 1131 code for a protein of 376 amino acids. The transcript is spliced from 2 exons. NCBI's taxonomy places the organism in Eukaryota, Fungi, Ascomycota, Sordariomycetes, Glomerellales, Glomerellaceae.
AUGAAGCCUCUUCCAUUUUGGCUCUCCAUCGUCAUUGGAAUCGCAUCGAUUAUACUUUUUCGAGAACACAUAUUGGGUAUAGCAUUCGCAACGGCCACGAGCCUAUUCAAUUCAUUGAGCAAUAUUCAGAACAGGAGCGUGUUCGACAUUGAAGCCAGGUCUUCGCAGCAACAGCCGCAGCAGCAAGAAUCGCAAGUAGACGACCACCUGUACGCCACCGACAUGUCUGUCCCUCGCGCGAUCCGCAAGGUCUUCCUGGCCGUCGAACAGGCCGAGGGCGCUGGUGCUCGCGUCCGCCGCUCCAUCGGCACACCUCAGCUCAAGAACUUUUCACCAUUUUUGAUGCUUGACCACUUCAGCAUCGCCCCUGGCUCGGGCUUCCCGGACCACCCCCACCGCGGACAGGAGACAAUCACCUACCUCCUCCACGGCGGCGUCGACCACGAGGACUUUGCCGGCAACAAGGGCACCAUUGAGGCUGGCGACCUGCAAUUCAUGACGGCCGGCCGCGGUAUCAUGCACGCCGAGAUGCCCAAGCAGAACCCGGAUGGCAGCGCCAACGUCGGCCUGCAGCUGUGGGUCGACCUGCCCAAGCACCUCAAGGCCUGCGAGCCGCGGUACCGCGACCUGCGGGCCAAGGAGAUCCCCACCGUCGACGUCGACGGCGGCAAGGUCCAUGUAAAGGUCAUCUCGGGCCAGAGCCACGGGGUCGACUCGGUGCGGGACCUGGCGUACACGCCGGUAUGGAUCUUGGAUAUCCAAGUCAAGCCCGGCGGCCAGAUCGCGCAGCCGGUGCCCAAGGGGUGGAACACCUUCGCGUACACACUUGAGGGGCAAGCCAUUUUCGGCGCGGGGACGCAGAAGAGGGUCGUGGACCAGUUCCACAAUGUCGUGUUUGAGGAGGAGGGCGAGAUUGUCAACGUCGAGGUCGAUGCCAGCGCGGAGAAGGAUGCGAGGUUCGUCCUCAUCGCCGGGACGCCUCUCGACCAGGAGGUCGUGCAGUACGGUCCAUUCGUCCUGAGUUCCAAGGCCGAGGUGUACCAAGCCCUGAUGGACUAUCAGACUCACUCCAAUGGGUUUGAGAGGGCUGAGGGCUGGCAGAGUGAGAUUGGAAAGACCAUGAUUGAAUGA